UCCCAAUUUCCCAUUUUUAUUUGUGAUGGUUAAAACACUACAAGAAAAUCUAGUUUUUCCAACGCCAUAUUUCGUUGCUGAAAUUUAGCAAUCCGUUGGUAAAUGCAUUUGCCAACAGAUUUGUCACCAAAACAAGAUGGAUGGAAAAACCUUUGUCGCUAAUUAAUUCCCUACGAAUAUUUUCAUUUGUUGGUAAAAUACCAACAGAUUACACACUAUUUGCCAACAAAAUUUCUACUUAGUUUGACCAAAUAAGGUGAUGAAAGAGCCACUAUUUACUAACGAGUUAUGUGUUGGCAAUUUGCCAACAAAAUUGUUUUUGCUAAAUUACCAAUGAAUAUUUUGUUAGUGAAUCAUUAAUAAAUUUUUAUAAGAUUUUUGUUAUUCCGUGACUAAUUUGUUGGCAGAAUCAUCAAUUUUGGUAAGCAUUUUGAUGGUGAUUUUGUCUAAAAUCAAUUAGUAUACCGUGGAAAUUGUUACAAAUUUUGUUUCUAAUAAUUAAUAUACCUUUUAUAUUUUUUUAAUACAAAUUUGUCAUUAAUUAUUUUUAUUUAAACUAAAGGCAUAUUGAGAUAUAGAAAAAUAUAAAUAAUAAGCAGCAGUGCACAUUAAAAAAAUAACCAUCCUACAUCAUCUGAAUGUCUUGCCUACCAAUGAUAAACUAAAAAAUUAAAAAUUAAAAAAAGAAAAGAAAACCUGCAUCCUAGGAAUCUCUAGCCAUUACUAAUAAACAAACUGCACUGCAUAAUAAAAGAUGCCGAUUAUCUCAGCUAUGACUAUCUCCAUCAGCCAUUGGCAAAUCUGGACGUCGUCCUGAUCGUUCCUCCAUAAAUACUAGGCGAUUCUCCACUGCUUUUAAGUGAACCUGAUGUUGCUCAUUCAUAGUUUUCACCAAUUCCUUCAUUUUUUUUAACUCAGCUUGCAUCUUCUCAUACUCUUCAGAAUUAGUAUGAUGAGCAGGUGUAUUGUUCUGGAUUUUAUCUGACCCAUAAAAGAUAGAGUGUGAAGAUCCAAUUCCAUAAACUGUAUUUUUCUUGUUCUUCCCUCCAACUGCCUCAAGAUAUAUCAUAUUCUCAUCAAUAGGCUCUGCAACAGAUGACCCUUCAACAUCCUCAGAAUAUUUCUUGUAAAGAGUAUCAAAAGUUUCCUGUCAUAAUAUACAUACAAAUUACUAAAAUAAAAAAAGAAGCUUAAACACUAGAAGUAAACAUAAAAUGAUUCAUGAUCCAGAAUCUGGUUGUGGCAUAUUGUAUAAAAUGCACGCUGCCUAAUAUUAGAUUCCUUAGUCUUCAAUGUCCAACUAAACCCCAAAGAUCCAGUAGAGUAUAACAAAGUUAUAAAAUAUUAGUAAACUAUAUAUUUUCAUUGAAAUUUUAGGUACUUACAUUUAUCUUUCAACUUUUUGGGUCAUUAAAAGUCUUGUUGUCGUUACCCUGAGAGUGAGUAUGCUUAAAGACCUCAGCUGCUGAUGGCUUUCUCUUUAGCUUCUCAUCCUGUAAUUUAAAUUUAAGAUCAAUCAAUUAUUAAUGUGCAAAAACCCACAAUAAAAAUAAUUUAAUAUAUCAUCUAUACUAAAAUUAAAUUAUAAUAUAAUACAAAGAAGAGUAAUAAGCAUGAGCAUGCAAAAUUAUAACAGAGUAAUUGUUCUAUUCCGCAACUUUAUGUCUUAGUGAGAUAUUUCCAACUAGCAAGUUAAUUGUUAAUAUAAUAUUGGAAGAGCACACUAAAAAAGUAUAUAGAAAUAGAUUGCAAAAUAGAAUUAUAUUGUGAAAUUUUAAAUCAAAUUGCAAAUUAUAGAGCAAUAGUAUUAGUACUCAACACAGAGUAUAAUUUAUAAUAACUGAAGUAUGCAAUAGUAUUGCGUAAAAAAAUGAUAUCACUGCUAGUAUUAGCACUAGCACUGCAUAAUGACAUACUAGCUAUGUAAACAGGUAAUGCAUAUGCAUAAUAAUUUAUUUGCAUAACUUAAGAAAUACAAGAAAAGUUAACUUUUCGACUAAAAUACAUGGAACAUUACUUACCAGACGGAUUGCGUGUUGUCUAUGAGAAAGUGAACCUCCAGUGUAAGUAGAAUGCUGUCCAUCGACUUCACUAGAACGAUUUUUUUUUCCUGAAUUUCUGAUUUAGCCUGAAAUUCAGGGGUGUUCCAAUAUUCGACCCAACGAAUCCAAACACUGUCACCAAUUUUGUUGUGUCGAUCACUAUUUUCUUCCCAGGCCUUACGUGCACAACAGCAAAGUUCUGAGUAACGCUUUCUUGCACUUUUUAGCCAGGCAGCAUGGACAACUUUGUCUGAUAAGUCUGAACUCCAUACAAAGUGCUUCUGUAAUAAUUAAUUUAGAAAUUAGUAUCAUAAAUAAUUAAAUAAUUGACAUUGUGCGAGAAAUUAUUACCUUAAAUUCCUCAUAAUAAAAUUUCUUAGUUUCCUCAUCAACUGAUUUCCAAUUGAAGCCUGAAGGUUCAAGUCUCUCGUACAUUAUUUGAGUGAUGACACGUGAGCACUUAUUUGAAGGCUCCAGACUAAAAUAUGCAUAAAAGUUAUAUCAGCAAUUUGGAUAUCAUAGUUAAUUUAGACCAGUGCCAAAAAAAAUAUCAUAACUUACACUCCGUCUAUGAAGUCUAGUUUCAUGCGCCCGUCACACACAUCACCAUUUGGUACCAGUUGAAGGCGCAUUCAAUGUCAAAUCUGGUGUCUCCGGCUCGGAUGGAACUGGUGUAUGUGCCCUAUUGUUACUAGCAGAUGAUUGAAUUUUUCUCAUGAUUAUCUGCACAUAGAGACACAAGGCAACUGUUAUGCAACCAGGCUUUUCCGUAAACAAGCCAUCUACAAUUUAAACAUAUCAAAAUAAAGAAAAAGUACCAGGAUGAGGCAAUGUCUUUUCUGACUUCUAAGAGAGACAAAAGGAGUGUUGUCGUGAUGGGGUGUAGUUAAACUCCACUAUAUAAGCCCCACUACUCUUUAGUCUUUACCCGCCCUUCUUUUUAGCCAGAAAAUUAUUGGCCCGCUCUUUUUAUAUUAGAGUCAUUUACCCGCCAAUAUUUUUAGUCCUAAAUAUUUUUUAUAUGUUUAUUUGCUAAUCAUAAAAAUAAUUGUUUCAAUAUUCAUUUGGCACAUUCCACACAUAAUUAGCUGUUGAAAUAAUAGAAUACGGUUUGAUCAUAAUAUAUAUAAUAACAUAAUUAAAUAUAUAAAAUAUAAAAUUAUUAGAUAUAAAUACAAAAUUGGAAAAUAAAAUAUUUUCUUUUGUUAAAGUUUAAUAUUUUGAGUUUGUGUUAUAUUAUCGGAAUUUUAUUUUAUUAUAUUAAUAUUUUUAGAGGGAAGAGUAAUAUGUUUAUUAUAUCAAUUUUAGAGGGAAGGGUAAUAUUUUUAUUAAUCGUUAUAUCUCUUAGCCAAAAAAAUUGAUGAUAUAUUUAAGCAAUUAACUUUUAGUUUCAAUAUUAACAUAAAUUAAGAAAAUAAAAUAUAAUAAAAUUGAUUUGUGCUUGAAACGUGGCAUGAAGACAAAUUGCCAAUUACUAUGAUCCAUGGCUCAUUCAUAGAGUAUCACAUUUAAUUUUUAAAUUUUGAAUCCGCCGUAAAUUUAUAACUAAUGAUCAAUAAAUUAAACUAUAAUAUCUUAAACUCUUAAAUUUUUAUUUUUUAAAAUAAAUAUAAAUUAGUUUCAUUAUUUAUGUAGUUAAUUACUUUUAAAAUUUAGUUACAUGUAUAUGUUUAUAUAAAAAAUAGCUUUUAUAUAAUAUUUAAAUAAUUUUUAUAUUUAAAAUAUUUAUCUAAAUAUUUCGGGUGAAGGCCCAAAAUAACUGUUUUUUAAUAGCUGUUGCCCAAAUUAACCAGGGGCGCUACAGGGGCCCAAAUUAACCAGACAAACACGCAUUCAGCAGAUGCGUGUAUCCCAUUCUCCGUAUACGCAUCCAUAAGAUGCGUGAUAUACCCUACCCAAAUUAAGAUAUUCGCAUAUGGGUAAUGCGAGGGUCGACAUACGCAUAUGUCUAAUGCGUUUUCAGUUAAAGUUAUAAAUCAAAUUUGACCAAGGAAACGCAUCCAUCAAAUGCGAAUGUGUGAAUUCGCAUUUAAAUAAUGCGUGUAUCUGUCUGGCAUGCGCAUCCAGGAGAUGCGGUUUUGUGAUUACGCAUUUAAAAAAUGCGUGUAAAGACAUUACUUUACCCUUUUCUUCGUCUGUCUACUACUGCUUAUUCACAAAGAUGUGUCAACACACAUGCUCUGGUACAAUCUUUUACUCUCCUUUGUUUGCUUCAUUAUAAAUUAGAUAUAAGCAUGUAAUUUCUUCAUAUUUUUCUUCCCUUUUCGGCCACGAGUAUUUUGAACCCUAAUUUCAAUAAUGGCUUCUGGUUCUAAUUCAAAUUAUGUGAUGUGUUGGUUGUAUUAUGAUGGUAACAUUAUCAGUAAUAGUGUUAUUGGUUCUACGUACAAUAAAGAUCCUAUUCGAUUUGUGAAGUUGCUCUUCAAUUUGAAGUUUGGAGGAUUAUUGGAUCUUUUGUAUGCAAAAUUGUUUAUUGAUCCGAGUAUGUACAAGUUGAAAGUGCUGCGUAGAGUUUUAAAUACUACGACAAACAAGUUUGUUGUUGCUCCAAUUGUUGAUGAUGACGACGUUGAGUAUAUGUUCGAAUCUUUAGAUGGUUCGGGUAGUAAGGUUCAUGUGGAGCUUUAUGUGGAAAAGAUUCCAAUUGAUACGGUCCAAAAUUCGAAUGAUAUGAUUCAAUGUUCGAAAAUGGGUGAAAGUUCUAAAAAUACUUCAACUUCACACAACUCACAAAGUGUGCAAGGUGAGAAUACUUCAAGCGGUAGUUCAAGUAGGUCACUAUAUAUGUCUCGUGUAGAUAGUGAAGGGAACUCAAGAGGAAGUAGUGAGUUUAGAGAUGAUGAUAUACCUUAUUAUAGAUCAUUUGAUGGCUCGUCAAUGGUAAUUUCAUAUAAGGAGCCAAUUAUGCAAAAGGUUGGUGAUCUGCAUAAUCCAGCAGAGUUGACAAGGGGAAUGGUAUUUAAAACAAAAGAGGAGUUGUUGGAGGUGGUAAAGCGUGUUCAUAUAGCCAAUCAUCAAGAGUUCAAAGUGGUAAGGUCUGAUCCAUUGACUUGGGAUUUGGAAUGCAAAUUGGCAACAACAGGUUGUCCGUGGAAGUUGAGGGCUAGAAAGAGGGCAACACAUAGUUGUUUUGAAAUUAUGUCCACUAAGGGACCGCACACUUGUCUCAAUCAGUCUAUAUCACAAGAUCAUCACAAUUUGAAUUCUACAAAUAUUGCACAAAUCAUUACUGGCCUUAUAGCUGCAGAUCCUUCAGUUUCAGAUAAGGUGUUGGUGUCUACCAUUGUGAAGGAAUUUGGUUAUACACCAUCAAAGAAGAAGGUUAGGGAUGCAAGAAGGAUUGCUACUAAUACAGUUUAUGGGUCUUGGGAGCAGUCGUAUCAGAAACUUCCUUUGUUUUUAAAUGCCCUACAGAUUUCCAAUCCUGGCACACAUAUUGAUUGGUACUUCAAGGAGCAUGACAUGAGACAGCCUAUAUCUGAGGUGGUGAGAUUCAAGCGAGUCUUUUGGACAUUCCAGCCUUGCAUAGAUGCAUUUGCACACUGCAUACCGGUACUUCAGAUUGACGGUACACAUCUAUAUGGAAAGUAUGGUGGGGUCUUGCUUACAGCUACAGCGAUUGAUGGCUUCUACCACCUUCUUCCGGUUGCUUUUGCCAUUGUCGAGGGGGAAAAUGUAGGAAGCUGGACUUGGUUCAUGGAGAGAUUGAGAAGGGUAGUAGUCGCAGAGCGAACAAGAGUGUGUGUCAUUUCUGAUAGACACGCGGGAAUCAUUUCUGCUAUGAAUAACCCUGCAGUUGGUUGGUGUGAGCCACUUGGGCAUCAUAGAUUUUGUGUGAGACACCUAGCAGCUAACUUUGCCAAGAAGUUCAAGAAGAUCAAUUUGAAGGAUAGGGUGGUUGCAAUGUGUAGCCAAUUAACUGUGGCCAAGUCAAAUUUGCAUUGGAAUGCAUUAUUGGCAGUUGAGCCUAGAGCUGAUGAGUGGUUUAGUGAAAUCAACCCAAUACAGUCUACUUUGGCAUAUGAUGGAGGCAAGAGAUAUGGCAUCAUGACCACGAACAUGGCUGAAAGUUGGAACAAUGCCAUUAAAGCUUCGAGAAAACUCCCGAUCACUGCAUUGGUUACUUCCUUAUUUUAUAAGGUGGUCAGCUACUUUGACCAACGCAGGGUGGAGAUUGAGAAACAGAGCAUUAAUGGCAAUGAGUUCACCAAACAUGCAAACCAGAUUCUUGCCAAAUGGAUAAAGCGUGCAAGUGGACAUCAUGUGAGAUUGUUUGAUAGGAAUACUUUGGUAUUUGAGAUUACUACAAUGAAACGUGGUCAAAAAGGUGGGAACAAACAGAUUGUCCAAUUACAUGAUCACAUUUGCACUUGUAACAAGUGGCAAACAUAUCAUAUUCCAUGUUCCCAUGUACUUGCAUGUUGUGCUAAUGUUGGAUUGCAAUACACAAGCUUCAUAGAUGACUGUUACAAGCUAGAGAAUGCAAGAAAAGUUUAUGCAGGGCACUUUCAACCAAUCUUGAAUCAGAGUGACUGGCCUUCGUUGAUAGGUUUUCCAUUGGUGUUGCAUGAUGAUGAGAACGUUACAAAAAAAGCGGGGCGGAGGAAGUCAACAAGGUACAAAAAUGAAAUGGAUUAUCAAGCAUUGGGAAAAGGCAAAGGAACUUCUUGUAGCGGAGCUUCAUCAAGUAUUCCAUAGAUUAUUCUGUUUUUAUUUGUACUAGAAUAUAAGGAUUUAAAGUCUUAGUUUGUAUUUCAAGUAUUGAUGUUUUUAUGGUAGUCACUGCUGUUGGAAUUUAAAUUUGUGGCAGAUUUAUAGACAGUAAUCUAUAAAUCUAUGAAUGGUUAGAACAUGAUGAUGGUCUGCAGAACUUGGUUGAUGAGCCCUGCAAUUGGUAUUUUUAAUAGGCAAAAUUAUAAUUUUUAUA
Molecule: messenger RNA, 6969 nt
Organism: Daucus carota subsp. sativus
Lineage: Eukaryota; Viridiplantae; Streptophyta; Magnoliopsida; Apiales; Apiaceae
Exons: 2
Coding region: 4341-6740 (799 amino acids)
Molecular function (GO): zinc ion binding
Source: RefSeq, a predicted model, not a curated record